This is a messenger RNA of Hypanus sabinus (Atlantic stingray), 805 nucleotides long. Its product is annotated as NACHT, LRR and PYD domains-containing protein 3-like. Gene Ontology annotation, cellular component: cytoplasm. The record is from RefSeq and is a predicted model, not a curated record. The transcript is spliced from 4 exons. Lineage: Eukaryota; Metazoa; Chordata; Chondrichthyes; Myliobatiformes; Dasyatidae. The coding region runs from base 143 to 805 and encodes 220 amino acids.
ACAGAGCACAUCAUUUACUUCUCAUUCUCUGUGUGAAUCUGUCAGUCCCCAAUAUGUUCACUGUUACUCUUCACAGAAAAUCUCUGAUCUCGCUGAUAAGGGAGAGCUGGCGGACAGUUCUAAACUCCUCCUGAGCCUGGUGAUGGAGAGAGGCUCCCGCGCCCGGAGGGUGAUGUGGGAAACCUUUGUUAAAAUGCGGAUUGGUGUCACCCAGUUUGACAAAAUUCUGAAAGAAAUACAGGAACAUGGUUGUGUUCCGGUUCGUCUACGCGUUUCAGAGAUUCCCAGAGAGCUGAAGGAUGUUCAACAGAAACACAAGGAGACCCUGCGGGCACAAACUGAAACACUGAGAGUGAACACGAUCCUGAUGAGGGAGAAGGAGAAGUUUUUCCAGCCGGUUGAUCGAUACGCUGAGCUCACGAUCAUUUCUACUGUUCGAGAUCGGAGGCUGCUGGAACAUGGAACAAGAGGCAGAGACCACGAGGAGUGGAGAGAAAAACUUCUCUGUGGACUCCUGGAAAAAAUCACACCUGAACAAUUAUUCCAGAGCAGCUUUUCCCGGAGUAAUACCAAGCCUGCAUGUUCGGCAGCAGUGGCCGGAGUCACGGGAAUCGGGAAAACAACAAUGGUACAGAAGAUUGUUUAUGACUGGGCCACAGGGAAAAUAUACCAACGAUUCCAGUUCAUCUUCAGUUUCAAAUUCCGAGAGUUAAACACGAUCAAUUGUAUAAUAACCCUCUCGAACCUGUGCGAAGGAAUUCAGCGGCUGGGACCCGGGCUGCACAAGUGCCAGGAUUUGAAGUAA